CAAAAGCGUGAUGCCAAAAAUAAAAAUAAACGUCGCUCUACUGUGUAAAAUUUUCUUGUCCGAUUUCAAAUUAAAAAUAAACGCAGAGAACCAAGUCAAAUUCACAUAGUAAAUAGUUGUAAAGGUACCUGGAUCAAAUUUGCAUCGGAAGUUAAUAAAAUUCUUUGUCGGGCAAUUGUAUUUCAACGUUAAAUUGUCAAAUCAAUUUAAGCAGCAAAGCUAUAAAAUAGGAAAUUUUGCACUGUGUUGAAAAGGUGGGCGAAAUUACGCAUUUCGUUUUGGCUUAAUGGUGGAUUCGAGAAAAAGAAACAAGUACAAAAAGAAAUUGGCAAAAUUGUGAAAACAAAUAUUCGUUCAACGCGUGGUGUUAUGAAGAAACAGGCGAAGAUAGUAAGCGAUAAUUCAAUUGUAAAACAUCAAAAAUUUAAGCGGGUAUCGAAAGAAUAAAUAAAAUUUAGUAGAGUGGCAGUCAAAAUGGAAAAUAAGUGUAACAAAACUCCAAAUGCCAACAAUAAAUAUAUGGAUCAUGUUUACUGUCACCCAACGGAAAGCAAGAACUACAUUAGAGCUAAUAACAAUGCGGGGGGUGGUGGCGGCGCUGCAUCAGUAGCAAAUGCAGAUUACUUGGCGCUUAUAAAAGAAAACAAACAACUACGUGCUAUGUUGAUACUCCAUUUGGACUUAAUACAAGCUCAAAGUGAUCAACUUCAAGUUAAGGACAAACAACUUGCAGCCCAAAAUGAGGAAAUUGAUGGAUUACGUUCAAAGAAUCAGCAGCUUGAAACGCAAGUCCAGGAGUUACAGAAACAACUACAACGUCAUAUAAAACGAACGGCGAAUUCGCCACCACCAUUGGCAAAAAUACAACGCAAAGCAGAACCCAUGCUGGCAAGUCGUAUGUCUCCUGUAACAACGGCAACAGUGGCAGCUCCUGGUGGACAAAAUAUUAUAGGCGAGUGCAAUGGUAAACUUAUAAGUAAAAUUAUAUUGCAUCGUGUUAGUCUGCCUGAUCAUAGCCCGAAUUCCACCACAACCGGUACUUCGGACACUACAUCCGAGGCGGAUGACAGUGCAGCUAGCAAGACACAAGCGGAACAAGAUGAAAAUGACGAAUAUGCAGAAGAAGAAGAUGAUGGUGACAUGGAGGAAGCCGGCGAAACUACCGGUAAUACCACCGAGGAUAGUAACGAUGUGGUUUCGGUACAUUCUAAGCCGCUUGAACAGCAAGUAAUGUCGCCUAUACAUGUCACGCGUGGUGCUAAACCUAUCCGACAAUUAACCACACCUGUAACAACAGUUCCGGCUACAACAAAUGCUUCGAUGCCUGCAGUACCAUCUUUGGUCCCCACCAUUACAACGACAACAACCACAACCCAAGUAUGUGUUACGCCACCAACACCAAGUCGAGGCAAACAAAUGCCGCUAAUGUUGUGGCAUGCACCAGAUCUACAAUCUGAUGAAUCUGCAAGCUGUGAAUCCCUUGGUGAACACUCUGAUCAGCGAUCUAUGGUUGCAUCGCCAGCUUCACCGAAAAUUGAAAAUCAGUCAAAGAAAGCAAAGAACAUCACAACUCUUUCGCUACGCAGCAGUACACACUUACAAACUCAACUACGGCAAAACAAAUCUCGUCGUUGUGCUUACAUAUCCACGGACCAGAUGUAUUGCACACGUGCAUGGGAGGACGAAGAGAUUGUGGCCGAUGGCUAUGAAUUUAUGAAGGAAGAAGUUGAAGCGCUACACGCUGAUGCACCAAUGUUAGAGAUACCCAAAUGGACAGAACACGAACUUACGGUAUCCUAUUGCAUUGAGGGAACCGAAAAUUUAUCCGACGAAGCAUUCCUUAAACGUCAUGAAAAGUUAGAAUUAGCGGAGAAGCGCCGAAAAAAAUGGGAUGUGCAGCAAAUACGUGAACAGCGACGCAUAGAAAAAUUGAAGCGACGUCACUGCAAGGACGAAAUCCAAAUACCACCCGAUCAACAACCGUUAUUGAGUUUUUAUCCACAACCGGACGCAAUACAAACCAUUUGCUUUACUAAUGAACUACCUGUGCAGGCCUUUGGCGAGCUCGUACCAAAAUUGAGUGCACUAAAUGAUUUCGACUUGCCAUGGUUAGAUGCAUUGAAUAGCACACGCACACCAGGAUCAUCAGCGACGGGGUCGAUAGUCACAUUGGCACAUAGUCAAGCCGGCUCAAAUAUUUCGUCAGCGCAGGGGCAACAACAGUUAUUAAACUCAACUUUUGUUUUUGUAAAAAAGCGCAAACGUCAACAAAGCGGUACAACUGGCGGCACAGGAAGCGCACAAACGACACGGCAGCGCGGUGCAUUACGCAGGUCAGCGGCUGUAACAGCGACGCCAGCUGCGGCGGCAGAACAAACUGUGAUAGCACAACCAGCCAUGACGGAAACUGCGAUAUCAACGGCUUCGUCAGCAUUACCUAAUCGUAAUUUGUCGACUGUAACAAAUGAGAAAGUCAGCGAGGGACCGUCAAAGUAGUUAAACUUCUUCGCCGCUUUCAACAGCGUCUAUAUUUAUAUGUUUGAAAAAUUUCGAAGCUACUUGCGGAACUCAUGUUGGUCUGAGAAAAGUUAGAAUUAAUUUCUACUUGAAUUGUGUUGCAACACCAUGCAUUAGCAAUUUAAUUUGUUUUUUUUCCUGUAAUACUUCUUCUUUUACUACAAUAUCAACACAUAUGUAUAUACAAAUUGUAUAUAAGAAUUUAUAAUUUAAUAUGUUCAUUGUUCAUAUUUUUGAACUUAAUAUAAAAAACAAAACCACCAAUAUAGGCAUAAAAGUGCAGAUCCACCUACUAGUUUUGGCAUUUUUUUAAGCUAAAAAUGAAACCCCUGCAACUAAGAACUCUACCAAUUUAAUGGACGUUGCGUUUAGAAGCUUACUUACGUUUGUAAAUAUUUUCGAUUUAUAUAUAAAAAAUUAUAUAGCAGAUUUAUUUAGCACGUCUUGACAACGUAAUAUUUUUUUGUGUAUGUCUAAAUAGCUAACACAAAAUUUUGAAACGAUAUAAAGUAAUUUAGUGAUAGCUUCAAAAGUAAAAAGUAGAAAAUUCAAAUAUACGAUAUACAUAUGAAACGUACUUGAAGAAAUGUAGCGCGAGAUUUUUAAGCUUAAAACACAAAUAACUGUGGUCCAAAAGUAGCUUAAAUUUUUUUUUUUUUUUAGUAUAAUAUUGGAUAAGGCAAGAGAAAACCAAAUUAGUGCCGAAUAACUUGUAUUUAUGUGUGCGUACAAUGUGUAGAGCGUGACAGUGGUCUAGAACGCCACUAAAUUUUUAAUUUAUUUAACUUGAAUUGUGUUAUAAAAAACAAUAUUUUUUCUUUGGGUUUUGUGAAAAAU
Molecule: messenger RNA, 3354 nt
Organism: Bactrocera latifrons
Lineage: Eukaryota; Metazoa; Arthropoda; Insecta; Diptera; Tephritidae
Gene: msl-1
Product: protein male-specific lethal-1
Exons: 3
Coding region: 475-2496 (673 amino acids)
Cellular component (GO): MSL complex
Source: RefSeq, a predicted model, not a curated record